AUGUCCACCAUUGAAGCUGUAUUAUAUCGAACCGAUGAGAUGGUGCUGUUCCGAAGCCACUACAGCCUACAAAAGACACUUCAACCCUACACAUCUUAGUGGACUGGCAACUUCGACCUACUUGGAAUCGUCAUGCGCUUUUGCGGGCUGGAUUUUCCGCGGACUGGCUGCAUGACGGAGAAAGAAGAAGCUGAAGUGAAUGCUCCGUGGGAGCGAGGAGAGAAUUCCCAUCGAGGAGAGUAUCCCCACCAUCAAUCCAUUACAGAGCUGCAACCUUUCCUUAACAGCUGUUGA
Microbotryum saponariae is the source of this 294-nucleotide messenger RNA. The record is from the annotation of a GenBank genome assembly. NCBI's taxonomy places the organism in Eukaryota, Fungi, Basidiomycota, Microbotryomycetes, Microbotryales, Microbotryaceae.